Molecule: messenger RNA, 2528 nt
Organism: Neltuma alba
Lineage: Eukaryota; Viridiplantae; Streptophyta; Magnoliopsida; Fabales; Fabaceae
Product: probable galactinol--sucrose galactosyltransferase 1
Exons: 13
Coding region: 134-2401 (755 amino acids)
Source: RefSeq, a predicted model, not a curated record
UGAACGUUCUUCAUUCCCGAAACAGCAAGUAUUAGCUGGAUUGCGAUUAGUUACUUCUUUUUCCGCCACUGCAUUAAUUUCAGGGGGAGUUUCAGAGUUAAGGAUCGAAGAACAGUAAAAAAGAAAGAGGAAAAUGACGGUAGGAGCAGGGGUUUCUGUGGCCGACGGCAACUUGACGGUGUUGGGGAAGAAGGUGUUGAGCGACGUCCGUCACAAUGUCGUCGUCACUCCGGCUUCAGGCGGCGCCCUACUCAACGGCGCAUUCCUUGGUGUCGAAUGUGAUCAGAAGAGCAGCCGGAAAGUCUUCCCUAUCGGAAAACUAGAGGGGCUGCGUUUUAUGUGUCUUUUCCGCUUCAAAAUGUGGUGGAUGACACAGAGGAUGGGUACUUGUGGACGAGACAUUCCCUUUGAAACACAGUUCUUGCUUGUGGAAGUACACAACCCUUCUGAUCUUGACGCAGGAGAAGACCACGCUGCUGUCUAUGCAGUUUUCUUGCCUCUUCUUGAAGGAGAUUUCAGGGCUGUUCUUCAAGGCAACGAACAAAACGAGCUAGAGAUCUGUGUUGAAAGCGGAUGUCCUGCUGUUGAAGGAUUUGAUGGUACUAAUCUGGUAUUUAUUGGAGCUGGAUCAGACCCAUACCAAGUUAUUACAAAUGCUGUCAAGACUGUUGAGAAACACUUGCAGACAUUUUCUCAUCGUGAGAGGAAGAAGAUGCCUGACAUGUUGAACUGGUUUGGCUGGUGUACAUGGGAUGGUUUCUACACUAAUGUCACUUCAGAGGGUGUGAAUCAGGGAUUACAAAGCUUAGAGAAAGGUGGAAUUCCUGCCAAGUUUGUUAUAAUUGAUGAUGGAUGGCAAUCUGUUGGUUUGGACCUCAAUGCUGUAGAAUGGAAAGCAGAUAAUACAGCCAACUUUGCAAAUCGUUUAACGCACAUAAAAGAGAACCACAAAUUUCAGAAAGAUGGCAAAGAGGGUGAGAGGAUAGAAGACCCGUCUCUAGGACUUCGUUAUAUUACCCAUGAGAUCAAAGAAAAGCACGCCAUAAAGCACAUUUAUGUGUGGCAUGCUAUAACUGGUUACUGGGGUGGUGUUAAACCUGGUGUCACUGGAACGGAGCACUAUGACUCGAAGAUAACCUACCCUGUGUCAUCUCCCGGAGUUCAAUCAAACCAACCAGACGAAGCUUUAGAUACAAUCACCAUAAAUGGGCUUGGCCUUGUGAAUCCUGAGAAAGUUUUCCACUUUUAUAAUGAACUCCACUCAUAUCUGGCAUCUGCUGGUAUUGAUGGUGUAAAAGUUGAUGUUCAGAAUAUCCUUGAAACUCUAGGGGCAGGGCAUGGAGGAAGGGUGAAACUUGCAAGGAAAUACCAUCAAGCAUUAGAGGCAUCCAUCUGCAGAAAUUUCCCUGAUAAUGGAAUCAUCUGCUGUAUGAGUCACAACACUGAUGGGCUUUACAGUGCAAAACGGUCUGCUGUUGUAAGGGCAUCUGAUGAUUUUUGGCCGAGAGAUCCAGCAUCUCACACAAUACACAUUGCAUCAGUUGCUUACAACACCAUCUUCCUGGGUGAAUUUAUGCAGCCAGAUUGGGAUAUGUUUCAUAGCUUACAUCCAAUGGCUGAAUAUCACGGUGCAGCUCGAGCCAUAGGAGGAUGUCCCAUUUAUGUUAGUGAUAAGCCUGGGCACCAUGACUUUAACCUAUUAAAGAAACUCGCACUCCCUGAUGGUUCUAUAUUGAGGGCUAAACUUCCAGGAAGGCCAACAAAGGAUUGCUUAUUUUCUGAUCCUGCCAGAGAUGGAAAGAGCCUUCUGAAGAUAUGGAAUGUGAAUGAUUUUUCUGGAGUUGUUGGGGCAUUCAACUGCCAGGGAGCUGGGUGGUGCAAAGUUGGAAAGAAGAACCUUAUCCACGAUGAAAAUCCCGGCACAGUCACCGGCAUCAUUAGAGCCAAAGAUGUUGAUUAUUUGUCCAGAGUUGCAGAUGACAAAUGGACAGGAGACACCAUUAUAUUUUCCCAUGUUGGUGGAGAAGUAGUCUAUCUUCCACAGGAUGCAUCAAUGCCAGUUACAUUAAAAUCUCGAGAAUAUGAAGUUUUCACAGUAGUUCCUGUCAAAGAAUUGACCAAUGGGGUUAGGUUUGCUCCGAUUGGUUUGAUCAAGAUGUUCAACUCAGGAGGAGCCAUCAAGGAUUUGAGGUACGAAGAAGCUAAUGGAACUGCAAACGUUGUCAUGAAGGUUCGUGGGUGUGGCCUAUUUGGAGCUUAUUCAUCAGCUCAACCCAAGAAGAUAACAGUUGAUUCAGAGGAGGUGGAAUUCAGAUACGAGGCAGAAUCUGGGUUGGUCACUAUAGAGCUGAGAGUACCAGACAAAGAACUGUACCAAUGGAACAUAUCCACUGAUUUAUGAACAGGAGGAUCUUAGGAUUGGCUCUUGUUUUUUGCGUAGAAUUUAUUAUGAAUGUUUUGAAGAGUUUAUGUAGACACUUCAGAGAAAAGUAAUGAAAUGAAGAAUACAAAGAUUGCACCAUCCAUAA